Molecule: messenger RNA, 2107 nt
Organism: Jaculus jaculus (lesser Egyptian jerboa)
Lineage: Eukaryota; Metazoa; Chordata; Mammalia; Rodentia; Dipodidae
Gene: Rskr
Product: ribosomal protein S6 kinase related
Exons: 12
Coding region: 264-1481 (405 amino acids)
Biological process (GO): protein phosphorylation
Molecular function (GO): protein serine/threonine kinase activity; ATP binding
Source: RefSeq, a predicted model, not a curated record
AAGUGUUCAGUCUGUCUGUGUUAUUCUCUCCCCACCAAUCCAACACAUUUUCCAGCUGCCACUGUAAUAAGGGUGGUUUCCUUCCUCCUCUGUCUUGAAGCUGUAUUACAGAUACUUCUUAGCUUUUCUAUGGCUCUGGCCCAAAGCUGAUGUGUGUGUGCACAGUGGAAGAGGUGGGGCUCAUGAGUAAUGCAGUGUCAGAGGGAGGAUUGCUUAUGUAACUGGAACAGCAGAUUUAGCAAGAGAGGAGGCAGAUACUGGGGAUGGGAGCAGUGAGCUGUCGACAGAGGCAGCACUUCCGGGUGCCUACUCCUAGAAAGCAGUGUGGCAACAUCCAGGGCCCUUUGGCCCGAGGCUGGAAGAGCCUCUGGUGUGGUGUGGGGACCAUCAGGUCAGGACUGGAAGAACUAUGGGAACUACAGGGUCAUCAGGAGCCCCUACGGCCAGCCCCACUGCUACUUGAGAAGACUCUAUCUGAGUGGCCAGUGCCUCAGUUCAUCAGCCUCUUUCUACCAGAGUUUCCCAUGAGGCCUGUAAGAAGGCAGCAGCAGCUGAAGAUUUUAGGCCUUGUGGCUAAAGGCUCUUUUGGAACUGUCUUGAAAGUGCUAGAUUGUGCCCAGAAAGCUGUGUUUGCACUGAAGGUGGUACCCAAGGUGAAAGUCCUACAGAGGGACACCCUGAGGCAGUGCAAAGAGGAGGUUAGCAUUCAGCGACAGAUCAACCAUCCUUUUAUACACAGCUUGGGGGACAGCUGGCAGGGGAAACGGCACCUCUUUAUUAUGUGUAGCUACUAUUGUACAGAUCUCUACUCCCUGUGGGCUGCUGUUGGUUGCUUUCCAGAGGCCUCUGUCCGCCUAUUUGCAGCUGAGCUGGUCCUUGUGCUAUGCUACCUGCAUGACUUGGGCAUCAUCCAUCGCGAUGUGAAGAUGGAGAACAUCCUUCUGGAUGACCGAGGCCAUCUGAAAUUGACAGACUUUGGUCUGUCCCGUCAUCUGCCCCAGGGAGCGCGAGCCUAUACCAUCUGUGGCACUCUUCAGUACAUGGCCCCAGAGGUCCUGAGUGGUGGGCCUUACAACCACAGUGCUGAUUGGUGGUCCCUGGGAGUAUUACUUUUUUCUCUGGCAACUGGGAAGUUCCCAGUGGCAGCAGAAAGAGAUCAUGUGACCAUGUUGGCACGUGUGACCCACUGUGAAUCUAAGGUCCCAGCUUCUGUUAACCAAGAGCUCUCUCUCCUGCUCCAUGAGCUCUUAUGCCAGAACCCCUUGCACCGUCUGCGUUAUCUGCAUCACUUCCAGGUCCACCCUUUCUUUCGGGGUGUGGCCUUUGAUCCAGAGCUCCUACAGAAGCAGCCUGUGGACUUCAUCAUGGAGACAGAAGAUACACAGCCCAGCCCAUUGGAGCCCAUCCCCUUCAAGGACUUUGACUAUGAUCUGGAGUCCUUCCUGGUCCACUCUAUCUCUGCUUCACCCCCUCUCCUGUAGACUGGAGCCCAGCUGGAAACCUGAGGAUGUCCUCCACUGUCAACUCAGUAUGACACUUGAUGAUCCUGUUUUCUCUUGGUUGCUGCUUAAUACGCCAUCCUUCCAGGUGCUGGAUCAGAGUUAAAUCGUUAGCAUUUUGUUCCUGUCAGCCACAACUAGCCCUAGUCCUUCUCCAUCAUAUAACCCACCUCUCACUUCAUCUCAGAUCAAGGUUAUGACCUUUUUCUUUACUUCUACUGUAUAAUCAAUUUCUCUCUAUUAUUUUACUUUAUUAAUUUUUUUGAGGUAGGAUCUGUCUCUAGCUCAGGCAGACCUGGAAUUCACUAUGAUAGUUUUAGGGUGGCCUCAAACUCAUAGCAAUCCUACCUCUGCCUCCCAAGUGCUGGGAUUAAAGUCAUGCGCUACCAAAAAGGUGCUUGGCCUUUUUAUUAUCAUUAUUAUUGGCAACUUUAAUAUAUGAACAUAUUGGAAGUUGGCUGCAUUCCUAUCAUGUUAUCCUCUUUUGUCUCCUCCCCACUGCUCCAUCUCUGUAUUCUUACCCACAAGCUGUCAACCAAAGAUUUAUACUUUACCUUCUUGUUUCUCUGCCCUGUUUCUUUCCUAGGCAUUAAAAACACUUUAUGGGC